AGAGAGAGAGGUUAGAAGUGCCUCUGAUACAUCACAGAGAGAGAGAGAGAGAGAGAUGGGCGUGUGGUGUUGGAAGCUUAAAUUGGGUGUGAUGCUAGGGCUGAUGUGUAAUAUAAGCAGUAUAAGCGAGUCAAAGAAGGAGAUAUGGAGGUGGGAAGAGCAGGAAGCAGACAUAGUAGAGAGAUUACCAGGCCAGCCUGCAGUGAAGUUCAAGCAAUAUGCAGGUUAUAUCACUGUCAAUCAGUCUCAUGGAAGAGCGCUCUUCUAUUGGUUCUUCGAGUCCUCUCAUCAACCUCACCAAAAACCUCUUCUCCUCUGGCUCAAUGGAGGUCCAGGAUGUUCGUCAAUUGGGUAUGGAGAAGCAGAGGAGCUAGGACCCUUUUUUCCCCAGAAUAGCACCAAACCGAAGCUCAAGCUGAACCCUUAUUCUUGGAACAAAGCUGCAAAUCUUCUGUUCUUGGAAUCCCCCGUCGGAGUCGGAUUUUCCUACACCAAUACCAGCACUGACAUUCAGCAACUCGGCGACACAAUCACCGCCAAGGAUUCAGACACGUUCAUGGUGAAGUGGUUUCGGCGGUUUCCACGAUUCAGAUCGCACGAAUUCUACAUCGCAGGGGAAAGCUAUGCAGGGCACUACGUUUCCCAAAUGUGCGAGCUGAUUGUGAAGAAGAACAGAGAUGGGAGCAAAGAGGAGUACAUAAACUUGAAAGGAUUGAUGAUGGGGAACGCAUUACUGGACGACGAGACAGACCAAAAGGGGAUGAUAGAUUAUGCGUGGGAUCACGGCGUCAUAUCAGAUGGCCUGUACCGGAACAUAAGCACCAAGUGCGAUUUCAGGCGGCGCAAUCAAUCCGAGGAGUGCAGAGUGGAGCUGGAUAAGUACUUUGAUGUGUACAAGAUCAUUGACAUGUAUAGCCUCUACGCUCCCACCUGCACAUCAUCAACAAGACCCGCGCGCAGGGGAUACGGAUACGGAUACGAUCCGUGCGCAUCAGACUACACAGACAAGUACAUGAACCUUGCUCAAGUCCAGAAGGCCCUGCACGCCAACAACUCCCGCAUUCCUUAUCCCUGGACCCAUUGCAGCAAUAGUAUCACCUUUUGGAACGACGCGCCUUCCUCCAUGCUUCCUCUCCUCAACAGCCUCAUUGCCGCGGGUCUCCGCAUCUGGCUUUACAGUGGCGAUACGGACGGAAGAAUUCCGGUAACCGCAACCAGAUACACCCUCAAAAAGCUCGGCCUCCCCAUCGUUCAGGAUUGGACUCCUUGGUACGCUGGCAAGCAGGUAGGGGGGUGGACGGUUUUAUACGACGGGCUCACUUUCGUGACCGUCAGAGGUGCGGGCCACCAGGUCCCUUCUUUUGCUCCUCAGCAAUCUCUUCAGCUGUUCCAACAUUUCUUGGCCAAUCAGCAAUUGCCACGCCAUCCAAUUUGCUAAUUGUUAUAUUGUAUAACUAGGCAGGCAAUUGGUGUAUUUGUGCAAGUAAUAGCAUGAUAAUCCUAAAGAAUUAAAGAUACUGAGUAUGGAUUAAAUAGUUUACUUGUUAAGUAAGAAAUUGUCUGA
This is a messenger RNA of Prosopis cineraria, 1564 nucleotides long. RefSeq names its product serine carboxypeptidase-like 34. The record is from RefSeq and is a predicted model, not a curated record. Bases 56 to 1438 code for a protein of 460 amino acids. The transcript has 9 exons. Lineage: Eukaryota; Viridiplantae; Streptophyta; Magnoliopsida; Fabales; Fabaceae. Gene Ontology annotation, biological process: proteolysis. Gene Ontology annotation, molecular function: serine-type carboxypeptidase activity. Gene Ontology annotation, cellular component: vacuole.